Messenger RNA from Grammomys surdaster, 2442 nucleotides. RefSeq names its product cytochrome P450 4F22. NCBI's taxonomy places the organism in Eukaryota, Metazoa, Chordata, Mammalia, Rodentia, Muridae. The record is from RefSeq and is a predicted model, not a curated record. Gene Ontology annotation, cellular component: endoplasmic reticulum membrane. Gene Ontology annotation, biological process: ceramide biosynthetic process. The transcript has 14 exons. The coding region runs from base 179 to 1819 and encodes 546 amino acids. Gene Ontology annotation, molecular function: monooxygenase activity; heme binding; oxidoreductase activity, acting on paired donors, with incorporation or reduction of molecular oxygen.
UUAAAGGGUUGGGGCUGUCAGACAUCACUGUCAAAGCCGCGGAUCUGGAUCAAGAGCGGCAGGCUGAGACCCGGGAACUGGCCCAAAGUCAAGGAUCCGAAUCCCAGCAACUUUUCUGAGAAGCGAUUUCAGUAAAUACCAGUAAAGAGAGAAGAAAGUCAAGAGACUUGAAAGCAGGAUGCUGCCCAUCACUGACUACCUGUUGCAUCUACUGGGGCUGGAGAAGACGGCCUUUCGAGUGUAUGUAGUGUCGGCUCUGCUGCUAUUGCUCCUUUUCUUCCUCUUCCGCCUGCUGAUGCAGGCAUUCAAAUUAUUCAGUGACUUCCGUGUCACCUGCCGCAGGUUGAGCUGCUUCCCAGAGCCUCCGGGCCGCCACUGGCUGCUGGGCCACAUGAGCAUGUAUCUUCCCAAUGAGAAGGGCCUUCAAAAUGAGAAGAAAGUGCUGGACACCAUGCACCACAUCAUCCUGGCGUGGGUUGGACCUUGCCUGCCUCUCUUGGUGCUUGUACAUCCUGAUUUCAUCAAGCCUGUGUUGGGUGCCUCAGCUGCCACUGCACCCAAGGAUGAGUUUUUCUAUAGCUUCCUGAAGCCUUGGUUAGGGGAUGGACUUUUGAUCAGCAAAGGGAACAAAUGGAGCCGGCAUCGACGCCUGCUCACACCUGCCUUCCAUUUUGACAUCCUGAAGCCCUACAUGAAGAUUUUCAACCAGUGCACAAACAUCAUGCACGCUAAAUGGCGGCGGCAUCUGACAGAGGGCUCAGUGACCUCCUUUGACAUGUUUGAGCACGUCAGCCUCAUGACCCUGGACAGCCUUCAGAAAUGUGUAUUCAGCUACAACAGUGACUGCCAGGAGAGAAUGAGCGAUUACAUCUCUUCCAUCAUCGAACUAAGCGCUCUGGUGGUGCGGCGCCAAUACCGCUUGCAUCACUACCUGGAUUUCAUCUACUACCUCACACCAGAUGGGCGGCGUUUCCGCCAGGCCUGCGACACGGUGCACAACUUCACCACUGAAGUCAUACAGGAGCGGCGGCGGGCGCUGCGCCAGCAGGGCGCCGAGGCAUGGCUGAAGGCCAAGCAGGGCAAGACCUUGGACUUCAUAGACGUGCUGCUGCUGGCCAAGGAUGAAGAGGGAAAAGAAUUAUCCAAUGAGGACAUCCGGGCUGAGGCAGACACUUUCAUGUUCGAAGGUCAUGACACAACAUCUAGUGGGCUGUCGUGGGCGCUGUUCAACCUGGCAAAGUAUCCAGAGUACCAGGAGAAGUGCCGGGCAGAGAUCCAGGAAGUCAUGAGAGGCCGAGAGCUGGAGGAGCUGGACUGGGAUGACCUGACUCAGUUGCCCUUCACCACCAUGUGUAUCAAGGAGAGCCUUCGCCAGUUCCCACCUGUGACCCUCAUCUCUCGUCGCUGCACAGAGGAUGUCAAGCUGCCGGACGGACGCAUCAUCCCCAAAGGAAUUAUCUGCUUGGUUAGCAUCUACGGGACUCACCACAAUCCCAUAGUGUGGCCUGACUCUAAGGUAUACAAUCCUUACCGUUUUGACCCGGACACCCCACAGCAGCGCUCUCCGCUGGCUUUUGUACCUUUCUCAGCAGGUCCCAGGAACUGCAUCGGGCAGAGCUUCGCCAUGGCAGAGAUGCGUGUGGUCGUGGCGCUGACACUACUGCGCUUCCGCCUGAGCGUGGACCGAACCCACAAGGUGCGGAGGAAGCCGGAGCUUAUUCUACGCACGGAGAACGGCCUUUGGCUCAACGUGGAGCCGCUAUCCUCGCGGGCGAGCUCCACGGAUCCUGGCGUUCAGGCUCCGCCCGCUCAGGCCUAGACCACGCCUCCAAUGACCUGGAUCCGCCCCCAAGAUAUUGAGGGCGUUGACUACGCUCCUCGAAAGUACUGGAGGACAGAGCUUUGUAGAGGAGCAUCUUGUUGGUGCUGACUUUGCCCCUCAGGACAAGAUCCCACCCUUGGGAGCUGAUUCCAUCCCUUGAGGUCAAAGUUCCGCUUUGAAUUACUCUCGCCGGCCCUUCAGCGAGAGGGAAUCAUACUAGGCCCCGCCCCCUCGGCCUGGGCCACGCCCCCAGCAUAAGUCAGUUUACCUUGGCCCUGCGGAUUCUGAUUCCUAGGCCCCACACAGAAACUUCCUCGGACCUAAGUCUCACUGCUGAGGCUGUAUACUCUGGUUUUCCCUCUGGCUGUACCCAGGUUAACUUCUAAACCGAGGAUUUAGAAGCUGGAGCCUGAGGUUGCAGUCCUGACUCUUCAACGUCACCUUUCCCGAGACCCGCAGCUCCAAGGAAGGACUGUUCAAGCCGAAUCUCAGGACUUAGGCUGUUUGCUUUGUUGUUGUUUUGUAGACCUGGAACCCUUGCAAGCUCCUUCCUUCUUGGUCACCAUCCCUUUGCUGAGUUUUCUCAAUUUUAAGAGUGAGAAUAAACGCAAAAGGACCCA